AUGAGAACCGCGGAACUCCAGGCAGAGAAGAGACGUAGCCUCUCUUCCGAAGAAAACGUGGGCAUGUCGCGGGUUGCAGAACUCGCCGAGAAGCGAGAAUACCUAGGACCGGAAGAACAGGGAAACCGAGAAAAGACGAAAGUGGAGGAAACGGAAGAAGGCGAGGAAGCUGAAGAGGGGAGGAGCGCGUGGGCCAGGCCUUCCCCCAGUCGCGUCUCCGAGAUCUGUGAAGCAAAGGCAAGCGCUGUAGGCCCCGGCGAUUUUGUGCUCUUUCCGCUCCCAACAAAGACUUCGAACGCAGCCGAGGAAUCAGCGGGAGACGAGAGGCCGGAAAAGGAGGAAGCAGAAGAGAGAGCGACCGAAGGACGAGAGAGAGAAGACCGACAGGAAGUGGAGACGCGAAGUCGGAAGAGAGAAGACGGGCACGGCAGGGAAAGAGAGACUGGAGAGGGCGUGGAAGGCGAAGGGCGGAUAACAGAGAAAAACUCUAUCCCGCGUGGCUAUGGUAGAGGCGAAGUUAUUUGCGUGCACAAGGAUCGCGUGAAAGGGACUGUCGCAGACAUCCUGCGCUACACCGCAGAUGGGAAACCUUUCAAGGGCUUGCGAGCUGGCUUAAUCACAGGCAUCCCGUUGACUGGUCUGUUGCUCCUGGAAGCAAACGAACACCGCAUCGAGCCGGCGCGGCGAGCGAACAGCGGGGAGUUUUCACCGCCUCUCUCUUUUUGUCUCCGCUUGUCUUCCUUUUUCACGUGCUCAGUCGAUCCCAAAGACCUAGAGACCACAGGUCUGUGUAUCCAGUCUUGCGAAAUUACGCAGAUCGGCUGCGUGCCCCGUCUCUUCCGCGACGGCAGAUGGCACUACGUCAAUUGCCCUGUCCUACGCGACGCCGAAGCUCAUCUCUGGGGCGAGCCACAUGUGUUUUCGGCCUAUAUUCGGAUACAUUCGUGGAUCCCGAAAAAAGUGCGAGAUCUGACAGGCAUAACGAAAGCGCUGCUCAACAAGAAAGGUAUCCCGCUGGAGACGGCUCUUUUGAAGUGGGCUGGGUGGGCGCAGAAAAUCGCAAAUUCUCUUGACUACGAUGUGCCUAUUUGGUUUGUCGCUCACAGCGGGUCCUCGUUUGACAUCCCCGUGCUGCUGCGCCAUGAAACGUCGACGCGCACAGCCCUUAAAAUGUUUUCUCGCGGGUGUUUUUUCCGCCAUGUCGGGUGUGAGUACACCGUAGAUACACUCACGCUUUCCCGCGCUCUGCCGUGGCCGAAUGUGCGAGAGCAGUCGCACAGUCUUAGUCUGCUUUACGCUCAGUUGACUGGCAGGUCUCGAGACCGGAACGACGAGCACAAUGCGGUAGGCGACUCCAUAGCCCUCGCAGAACUAAUGGGGAAAGAACCUUUCCUCUCCGCCUGGCAGCGCAUGAAGGUGGGAAGGAAGCUCUGCGAGGAAUUUGAGUACCAACGCAGGCUCAAGUUCCUGAACAUCAGUCCCCGUCUCUGA
This is a messenger RNA of Neospora caninum, 1491 nucleotides long. RefSeq lists its product as hypothetical. Lineage: Eukaryota; Apicomplexa; Conoidasida; Eucoccidiorida; Sarcocystidae. The coding region runs from base 1 to 1491 and encodes 496 amino acids. The transcript is spliced from 4 exons. Gene Ontology annotation, cellular component: cytoplasm. Gene Ontology annotation, biological process: DNA catabolic process. Gene Ontology annotation, molecular function: 3'-5'-DNA exonuclease activity; nucleic acid binding. The record is from RefSeq and is a predicted model, not a curated record.